AGAGGAGAGGAGAAGAGAAGAGAAGGGAAGAGAAAAAAGGAAGAAGAAGGAAAGGGAGGGAGGAGAGAAGAGAGAGAAAACCCCUCUUUGGUCCUCAUUCCCCUCCAGCUGUCACCCUCUUCCCCCUUCCUUACAGCCCAGUUUCUGGAAAUCACUGCCUAUACCGUACUGCCUUCAUCUCCCUACUUCCCGUCAUUCCUUCACCCAUCCCUGUCUGGAUUCCUGUCCCUCUGCAGCACCAAAACAGCUCCCAGUAACAGCACCAAUGGCUGCACAUCCACCUUUUAACUCACAUCUUACCCGACCCUGCAGCAACAUCCACCCUUGCUCACUAUCCUCCCUUAGCUGCUCUCCUCCUCCAGCCUCAGCGAUGACUACUGGUUUCCUCCUGCCUCUCCGGCAUCUCCAUUUUGUUCUCCUCCGCAGACUCCUCCUCCACCGCUGACCCAUGAAAGCUUGGAGUCCUGGGCCUUCUUGCUCUCUACCCUCUCCCUAACUACUUCCAUUCAUACUGUGGCAUUAACUACCAAUUGCAAAUAACACAUAAAUCUUUCACCUAGGUCCACAUAUACACCCGCCAUUUAGUGCCACCCCUGGGAUUUCUCAAGGGAACCCCACACUCGAAGAUCCUCAAACUCAUGAUCUCCCCAACUCUCUUACCCUCUGGAACCCUGGCUCUCUUCCACAGCACCCCAUGACUCACCAGCAUCUAGAAACCUCCGUCUCCCUCACUCCCAUAUGCAACCCAUCAGCAAAUCCUGUGGAUUUUAUUUCCUGCAUUUCUCUCAGAUCCAUCCGGUCUUCUCCAUCUCCACCAGCCUUCCUCCCCUCGCACAAGUUGGUUCCAGUGUCGUGGUUUCCUAACUGGUACGUGCCACGUGGUUCCGGACCAUUCCCAAGUCCUUGCUAAGCCACAGUGGAACUAGAGCGUCCUUGCAAAGCACAUCUAAUCACAUCAUUAUUCCCUUCAUAGCCUGUUUACCCAGUGCUCAGAGCAAUGGCUUCCAGAACCUUUAUGGCUUGCCACCCAAGUCCGCUGUGGAACGAGUUCUGGGUUAUACUGCCUAAAUUCACAGCCAUACUCCACCACUAUUGUCAGCGUGACCUGAAGUAACUUACUUUCCGCAGCCUCCCAUAUUUCAGUUUUCUGUCUUGUGAGAUGGAGUAAAAACAGUACUACCUUACACGGUUGUCGUGAGAAUUAAAUGCAUUAAGCACUUAGAAUGGUGCCUGGCCCAUAAUAAGCGUUCGAUAAGUGUUAGCUCUUAUCUUCCUCUGCCCUCCCCAGUCUCAUCUCCCACUCCACCCCUCUCAUCUCUGUCUGGCCACAUUGGCUUUCUUUUGGGUCCUUAUUUUCCCCAUGCUCCCUCUCCCCACAGGGCCUUUACACGUGCUGUCUCCAUUGGGAUUCUCUUUCUUUCCUCUUCAGCUACUCACUUCCUGCCCAUGUAGCUUCAGAUCACAGCUCAGGUGUAACUCCCUUGGGGAACCCAUCCUGGAGUUCCCGGCCUGGGGCUGCUCAUCGUUAUCAUGUUACAUUUAUGUUGUGAUGGUAACAAUCCAUCUCUCCUUCAGGACGAGGGCUCCACAAGAGCAGAAACUUUAUUUUUGCCACUUUUGUAACUCCAGCAUCUAGCAAAGUAUCUGACAAAUAACAAAUGCUCAAUGAAUAUUCGCUAAUGAAUGAAAGAGGAGAAGAAGAGCACAGGGUGACAGGAACACUUCGUAAAUAUUCAUUCAGUCUUGCAAGACAGGUCUCCCGCUGUGAGAGGUUCUGAAGUUUCCCUUGCCCUCAGAUACCUCCACCACUGCCAAGAGCAGGGCCCGAGCAUUCUCCAGCGAGAAUUUACACCAAACCACUAAAUUCUCCAUCAUUUGCAGAGAUGCCAUCAUAUCACGGGUGCAUUAGCCAACAUAUUGGCAACAGAGCCGAGCUCCUCUGAUUGAGUCUUGACUGCCCAGAGCUGACACAGAGAGCGGCACCCGAAGGCACAGAACUGAGAAGACGAGGUGUCCAAGCAGGAAGGCACCCCAGGGGCCACUAGCCAUCUGCUUCCUUACACAGAUUUAGGAACUGAGGCCCAGACGGGGCCGGGAGGGCUCUACCGUCAUACAGCAAGAUUGUGGCGGAGUCAGAACUAGAACCCAGGUCCCUGACAGCUAGCUCAGAGCUCUGCACACUGCCCCUCACAGGUCACGCGUUCACGCAUUUGAUGAGUGUUGAGCACCACUUUGGGCAAGAGGCAGGUGCCCGCAUACGCAAAUAACGCUCCUGCAGCACGGCUGGUCCCUGCUCUCACGGAAAGGCUCCUCUGCACUCUGUGAGAGCCCACCGCAGAAAGCAGUUGAUUCCGGGCUGCGUCAGGGCCUGCUUCAUGGAGGCGGGUGGUAUUUGAAGUGGGCCCUGAAGAAUGAGCACGGAGAAGCCGGGGGAGGCCAUCCCAGGCUGAAUAAAUAGCACCCAUCCCGGGAUUUAGGGGCAGGUGUGUGGGGAACUGCCCCAGACUGCUUAUAAACCACAAGGAAAAGGGAAGGGGACAGAGACAGGGCCCCGAAGGAGUUAGGGCCAAGUGGAAAGAGGAGGAGGAGGUGGAAAACCAGCUGCCCUCCUCCUUCUGCAAAAGCCUCCCGAAGCCCCUGAGGGCUGCCCUUCCCUCACACCAAUACCAGGUCGGUGAGGAUGGACGCGCACCCCUGCCGCAGCUCCCUGCUUCCUGAGGGCUGCAUCAGCAGUCUCUUCUCCUGACAAGCUAUGGUGCACUUUCCCAUAAACAACUGCUGCUGGCAGAGGGUUGGAGGCAGGCAUCAGGGAGGCCUCUGGGUCUGGCUCUGCCAGGGAACAAGCCAGGAGGAGUGACCCAUGUUCCAGAUGGGAACACUGAGAUGCAGCCUGGGAGAAGCCCGUCAGGGGCACAGCCAAGGUUAAUACAGAGGAUGGAGCUUCGAGGGCAUGGGGAGUGGAGUCCAGCUGGGGGUUGGAAACCUAGGUUCUAUGCCUAUCUCAGCCCCGACCUUCUUCCUGAGCAGAGCUGUUUCUCAUCAGCCCCUUCCCCCUCCGGGGGUCACAGGGCCAGGCUGGGACGAGGCUGCUAGCGUCACUGGACACAGCAUUGCUUUCCCACAGCCUCCUUCCUCUGGCUCCCCUGCUCUGUGGCGGAAACCUGGUCACCCUUCACCCACCUAGCUCAGCCCCACGGCGGGAUUUAUUACUGGCUGUCCUGCCGUAUGCCCCAGGGUAAUAAAUCAGGGCAAAGCAGACUCACAAGCAUCCUAAGUGUGGAGCGUAUAAAAGGAGGAGGGCCUGGGAGCCAUGAGGCUUCGGUGGAUCUCAGAGAGAGCCGGGACCCAGGUGUGGCAUGAACCAACGGAGCAGAAUGCCCCGCUGGGGACUCCUGCUGGUGCUCUGGGGCUCCUACGCCUUCGGGCUUCCUGCGGACACUGGCGCCUUCAGACGGAUCUUCCUCAGGAAAAUGCCCUCGGUCCGAGAAAGCCUGAGGGAGCGAGGCGUGGACGUGAGCAGGAUCGGCGCCGAGUGGAGCCAGUUCACCAAAAGACUCUCGCGAGACAACAGCACCUCCCCCGUGGUCCUCACCAACUACCUGGACACCCAGUACUACGGCGAGAUCGGCAUUGGCACCCCACCCCAGACCUUCAAAGUCAUCUUUGACACAGGCUCGGCCAACCUCUGGGUGCCCUCCACCAAGUGCAGCCCUCUCUACGCAGCCUGUGAGAUUCACAGCCUCUACGACUCCUCGGAAUCCUCCAGCUACAUGGAGAAUGGAACGGAAUUCACCAUCCGCUACGGAUCCGGGAAAGUCAAAGGUUUCCUGAGCCAGGACAUGGUGACUGUGGGCGGAAUCACAGUGACGCAGACGUUUGCAGAGGUUACGGAGCUGCCCUUGAUACCCUUCAUGCUGGCCAAGUUUGAUGGGGUUCUGGGCAUGGGCUUCCCUGCACAGGCCGUCGGUGGGGUCACCCCCGUCUUUGACCACAUCCUCUCCCAGAGGGUGCUAAAGGAAGACGUCUUCUCUGUCUACUACAGCAGAAAUUCCAAGAAUUCCCACUUGCUAGGGGGAGAGAUUGUGCUGGGAGGCAGCGACCCCCAGUAUUACCAAGGGAACUUCCACUACGUGAGCGUCAGCAAGACUGACUCCUGGCAGAUCAAAAUGAAAGGGGUAUCUGUGAGGUCGGCCACCUUACUCUGUGAGGAGGGCUGCAUGGUAGUGGUGGAUACUGGCGCAUCCUACAUCUCGGGUCCCACCAGCUCCCUGAGGCUGCUCAUGGAGACCCUGGGGGCCAAGGAGCUGAGCUCAGAUGAAUAUGUCGUGAACUGUAACCAAGUGCCCACACUCCCUGACAUCUCCUUCCACCUCGGAGGAAGAGCCUACACGCUUACCAGCGCAGACUACGUAUUACAGGAUCCCUACAGUAAUGAUGAUCUGUGCACACUGGCCCUCCACGGUCUAGAUGUCCCACCACCCACCGGGCCUGUCUGGGUCCUGGGCGCCAGCUUCAUUCGCAAGUUCUACACGGAGUUUGAUCGGCAUAACAAUCGCAUUGGCUUUGCCUUGGCCCGCUGAGGCCCUCUGCUGCCCAGGCGGGCCUUGCCCUCAGCCCUAGCCCAGAGCCAGAGCACUCUCUGGGAACCCCCUGCCUAGCUUGCGCCCUCAUGCAGGAGCCCAGGGCGUGGGGCUCCUCCCCACCACUUCCCCUGUUCACAUCACCAGCUCUUCCUGGCUUUGAAGACAAACAGAAUAAAAACUUCAUGUUCACAA
Molecule: messenger RNA, 4775 nt
Organism: Equus caballus (horse)
Lineage: Eukaryota; Metazoa; Chordata; Mammalia; Perissodactyla; Equidae
Gene: REN
Product: renin
Biological process (GO): angiotensin maturation
Molecular function (GO): aspartic-type endopeptidase activity
Source: RefSeq, a predicted model, not a curated record